Molecule: messenger RNA, 1984 nt
Organism: Ornithorhynchus anatinus (platypus)
Lineage: Eukaryota; Metazoa; Chordata; Mammalia; Monotremata; Ornithorhynchidae
Gene: EIF2A
Product: eukaryotic translation initiation factor 2A
Exons: 14
Coding region: 38-1789 (583 amino acids)
Biological process (GO): translational initiation
Cellular component (GO): cytosolic small ribosomal subunit
Molecular function (GO): ribosome binding; protein binding; mRNA binding
Source: RefSeq, a predicted model, not a curated record
CGCGCCCCGGGGCCCGCCCUCUCGCCGCCGCGACAAGAUGGCGCCGUCCGCGCCGCUGCUGGCAGUCCGAGGCUCUGAAGGGCUCUACAUGGUGAAUGGUCCUCCAAGCUUUUCGGAAAAUACAACGUUUCUAAGGGACUCAGGAAAAAAUUGCAAAGUCUGUUGCUUUAGCAGAGAUGGAAACCUCUUUGCUUGGUGUAAUGGAGAAAAAGUGAAUAUAGCGAAUGUGUCCGACAACGGGCUGCUGCAGUCCUUGAAUCUCCCGAAGGUGGUCUGCCUCGCGUUCUCUCCAAAGAACAGCAUCCUGGCCACGUGGCAGCCAUACUCAACUGCUAAAGAUGGCACAUCCGGCACACCCAACCUGCAGCUUUAUGACACGAAAACUGGGAAGUGUUUAAAGGCUUUCAUCCAGAAAAAGAUGCAGAACUGGUGUCCGUGCUGGGCAGAUGAUGAAAGUAUUUGUGCCAGGAAUGUUAGCAAUGAGGUUCACUUCUUUGAAAACAACAAUUUUAAUACAAUUGCAAAUAAACUUCACCUGCAAAAGAUUAGUGAUUUUGUGCUGUCCCCAGGAGCCCAGCCAUCCAAGGUGGCUGUGUACGUCCCUGGAAGCAAAGGUGCCCCUUCCUUUGUGAGAUUAUACCAGUACCCCAAUUUUGGGGGGCCCCAUGCUGCCUUGGCCAACAAAAGUUUCUUUAAAGCUGACAAGGUUACAAUGUUGUGGAACAAAAAAGCUACGGCCGUGUUAGUAAUAGCCAGCACUGAGGUAGACAAGACUGGAGCUUCGUAUUAUGGAGAGCAGACGCUUCACUACAUCGCAACAAAUGGAGAAAGUGCCGUAGUCCAGUUACCAAAAAGCGGCCCCAUUUACGACGUGGCGUGGAAUGCCAGUUCCACCGAGUUUUGUGCGGUUUACGGGUUCAUGCCCGCCAAGGCGACCAUUUUCAAUUUAAAAUGCGAUCCCGUGUUUGAUUUCGGAACCGGUCCUCGCAACGCCGUCUACUACAACCCUCACGGACACAUCUUGGUGCUCGCCGGAUUUGGGAAUCUCCGGGGCCAGAUGGAAGUGUGGGACGUUAAGAACUACAGACUUAUUUCUAAACCGCAAGCCUCAGAUUCUACAUAUUUUGCCUGGUGCCCAGACGGGGAGCAUAUUGUAACUGCCACGUGCGCGCCGAGGUUACGUGUAAGCAAUGGCUUCAAAAUCUGGCAUUACACCGGCUCCGUCCUCCACAAGUACGACGUGCCACCCAGUGCGGAAAUAUGGCAGGUUUCCUGGCAGCCGUUUUUAGACGGAGUCUUUCCGGCCAAAGCGGUCACCUACCAAGCGGUGCCAAGCGAAGUGCCGAGCCAGGAACCCAAGGUGGCACAGGCCUACCGACCGCCGGCUCUAAGAAACAAACCGGUGACCGGCUCCAAACUGCAUGAGGAGGAGCCCCCUCAAAACAUGAAACCGGGAAACGACAAGCCAUUGUCUAAAACGGCACUUAAAAAUCAAAGGAAGCACGAAGCUAAGAAGGCGGCAAAACAGGAAGCAAGAAAUGACGGGGGCGAAGAUCUGGCCGCUGGCCCCGCCCCACAGAGCGCCCCCCGCAGCGCCGCACCCCUGCCCACAUCCGGCGACCCGGAGGUAGACAAGAAAAUCAAGAACUUGAGAAAGAAACUGAAAGCGAUUGAGCAGCUGAAAGAACAGGCGGCCACUGGAAAACAGCUAGAGAAAAACCAGGUGGAGAAAAUUCAGAAAGAGGCAGCCCUCCUCCAGGAACUGGAAGAUUUGGAACUGAACAUUUAACAUUUUCCAGAAAGCCGGUUUCUUCUAGGAAUUCAAUGCACAUGCGAUUUGUUGUCCCAUGAAUUAUAGUAGUUGAUCAUUUCAGUUUCAGGGAGUUGAGUGUACACAUGUAUGUACUGUUCACUUACAGCACUCAAUAUUUUUCCUAAGAAUCUGGGCAUGUGAGAGAGAAUAAAUUUAAUGAUGUUUAUUAAA